CUUCCUCUUGUUAGGUGGAUCCUGCAAUUUUCCUUUGGAUGAGCAGGUGGAAUCUAAAUCAAUGUUUGUUUUCCAAAUCGGCCUGGGUUGGUGGUGAUUGUUGUUUUGUUGUUUUCUCAUUGUGAGACAGAAGUAUAGGGUUCAAAGUUGGUGAUAAUUAACUGAAAGGCACAUUUUCCAGGCUUGAGUGUCAGGGACAGGAGUAAAGAGUUCAAAUUUAAAUUGGGGAAGGUUAAAAGAAAAGCACUACAUGCUUUAUGCUUAAAAAGAAUGAUAAAAAGGUCUACCCAACUACAACGUUGUUCAAGACUAACAAGAAAAAAUCAAACCGAUGCAAGCAGGUCUGACCACAACCCUUUAAAAGAAACCAGGAAUAAGCCUAAGUAAUAGUAGAAAAAUCAUGUAACUGUAAAACAUAGGAUUUAAGCCAUAGAAUAAGUCAGUGUGUCAGUAGUUAUAGAUAAAUAAGCAAGUAGAUUAAUAUAGAUAUAGAUAAGGUUAGAUUAACAUAGCAACCUGCUCUUGUAGCCUUGCAUAGGAUAAAGGACAUAGGGUUUAUGAAUAUUAGUAAAAUGACAGAUGAAAAUGUGCGUAUAGGCCAUAAGAUAACUGUAGUUUUAAGUAGGCAUCAAACAAGUUACUAGUACUGAGUGUGUAAAGCAUUUGCUCUCGUAGAGACUCAUUAGUUACUUUCAACAAUGCACAUCUUGCUGGGAUUAUGAGAAUAGGGUCAUUUGAGUAAAAAGAUGUGACUAGAGAAACUUCAUCUUAAUUUCUUUUUUUUUUUUUUUUUACUGUCCCUGUGAAGGGAGAACUGCAUGACCCAUUUCUAGGAAAUAGAAACUAAAGCUGUUUUCUUAUUUUAAAAAAUUGUCUUUCUGUACUUUGUACCCCAUAAAUUGUACCCUACUCAGGAUGCAGCGGUGGUGGUGGUGAGCUACAUCCUGGGUUUGAAUGCCCUUGUAGGUCUACAUGAUUUUGAAGUAGAUUCUUGCCCUGCAGACCCCCACCCAAAUUCAGGAAAUGACUGUCUAGUACCUGCUUGAACCGCGGACUGUGGUCAACUGAACUCCAAAGCUAAUGCUUUUUUUAGUGUCAACUGAACUCCAAAGCUAAUGCUUUUUAGCUUCUAUUUAUCACUUGCUUGCUGACUGGAAAAUUCCAGCCCUGCCUAGAGCCCACAGGCCCCACUUAUGAAUGUUUUAAUUUCUGUGAUUGGUAGCUUACAUGAGGACAAGCAAGUCACUAAGUUGUGGUUUUUGUGCUUAUAUUCUCCUUGGAUGGACUAGGAAGUUGCUGUCCUGCCCCAGAACUUGAGUCUCUACGGUGGGUGACAGUCCCUGGCCAGAGCUCUCCCCCUGGAUACAUGCUGCAGACUGCACUUUGGAACCCACAACCUCCUCCUCUUGAACUGAAGAUUUCCUGUCCGCUUGCCCUUGGCUCCUCGAUCCUGGUGGGACUCAGAUUCCGCCUUCCUCUCCUAACGUCUUGAAAGCGUUGUCCUCCUGACCGCUCCAGUACCUGGUCGUACCGCGCAUGCCCACUUGGAGCACGGGCUACAGAGUCAGGAUUCUUCCAGCUGCACUACAUUUCCCAGGAGCCUUGGAGGUUGACUCACCUUUCACCCUUUAGUCUUCUUCCUGUGUUCCAGUGGCCACAGUCCCAGCGUGGUGAGAAAAUCGUGUCCCCCUCCCAAAACCCCCUUCCCAAAAAUAAAUUCCGCGGAGGCUUUCACAUCCGGAAUAGACCUGGCGGUGGGGGUGAGAGGCUCCGAAGGCGAGGAAGCCCAGUGAGUGCCACGCCUCUCUAAAAAACAGACAAAUAAAAAUCCUGGAAGAAGAAAGAAUUUUUGUUGCACAUCUGAAAGUUAAAAGUUCAGCUCUGGCUCUCUGAACUUUUCUUCUCUAAUAGAGGAAUACCAAGGAAGGCCGGCAUGGUUAAAUCAUGGCCCAGGACAAAGACAGCUUAUUGCUUUGCUACCAAAGGAGAAAUACAGGGGACUCCUGUACCCACAGGCUGUGAUUCUUCCCAUCAGCAAGAACUAGAGGUUUUCAAAGAGGUACCACUGACUUUCAGUGAUGUUGCCAUAGACUUCUCUCAGGAGGAGUGGGAAUGUUUAAACUCAGAUCAGAGGGAUUUAUACAGAGAUGUGAUGGUGGAGAAUUAUAUCAACUUGGUCUCUUUGGACUUUGAUUUCUCAACUGAGACCAACAAGCUGUCUUCAGAAAAAAACAUUUGUGAAAUAAAUUCACACCAUAAGGAGACAUUGAAAAGAAAUAAAACCUUCAACCUGAUGGGGUUUAUUUUCAGUAAUGAGCCACCAUGGAGAAUUGAAUUUGGGAGACAGCAGGGAACUAAAGUGGAAUGUCAAAUGAUAAUCAGAAAACUUGUAUCCCUUCCUUUCCACCAGAGAACUCAUGCUGUAAACAAAUCAUAUAAAUGUCAGAAAUGCAGGAAAUGCUUUAGAAAAUCUUCACAACUUACUGAACAUCUGAGAGAACAUACUGGGGCGAGUGCCUAUGUGUGUAAGGAAUGUGGAAAGGCCUUUGUAAUUCUCCGGAAUUUUAUUAAACAUCGAAAAUUUCACACUAAUCCUAAACCCUAUGAAUGUAAUAGAUGUGAGAAGGCGUUUAGGUUUUCUUCAGAACUGAUCCGACAUCAGAUGAUUCAUACUAGUGUGAAGCCCUAUGAAUGUGUGCGGUGUGGAAAGGCUUUUAAACGUCAGUCUCACCUUGUUGAACAUCAGAGAAUUCAUAUUGGUUUGAAACCCUAUGAAUGUAAGGAUUGUGGAGAGAGCUUUAGGUUGUACCGACAUAUGUGUCUGCAUCAGAAAAGUCAUCAUGGUGUGAAGUCCUACAUCUGCACAGAAUGUGGGAAGGCCUUUGGUCGUUGUUCGGGUCUUAUCCAACAUAGGAAAAUUCAUUCUGGUGAGAAACCAUAUAAAUGUAAACAAUGUGGAAAGGCCUUUAUUCGCAACUAUCUACUGAUUGAACAUCAAAGAAGCCACACUGGUGAGAAACCUCAUGAAUGUGUGGAAUGUGGAAAGGCCUUUAGCAGGGGCUCUAGCCUACGGAACCAUAAAAGAAUUCACAGUGGAAAGAACCUCUAUGAUUGUACGGAGUGUGGGAAGGCCUUUAAGAGGGUCUCAAGCCUUCGUAACCACAAAAGAAUCCAUAGUGGUAAGAACUUCUAUGAUUGUAAGGAGUGUGGGAAGACCUUUAGCAGGGGCUCAAGCCUUCAUAACCAUAAAAGAAUUCAUAGUGGUGAGAACCUUUAUGAUUGUAAAGAGUGUGGGAAGACCUUUGGUCGUCGCUAUCUACUUGCUCAACAUCAGAGUUUUCACAGAAGUGAGAAAAGAGGAAAGCCUUGAGCCGUAGCACAACCUUUAUUGUUAUCACUGUUCCACCUCCCGAUGAUAUCAUCAUGGUAAAGAUAACACAAGUUAUGAAAUAAAAAUCCUUGGAAGGAUUUCUGGCACCUUAGUAUUUACUUAAUAUAUUCUUUUAUGUCCAUGAUUAAUAUUAUUAAAAAUAAAUUCAUGAGUAAGAAAGAUA
This is a messenger RNA of Marmota monax (woodchuck), 3554 nucleotides long. RefSeq names its product zinc finger protein 404 (gene Znf404). The transcript has 7 exons. The coding region runs from base 1934 to 3370 and encodes 478 amino acids. Gene Ontology annotation, biological process: regulation of transcription by RNA polymerase II. NCBI's taxonomy places the organism in Eukaryota, Metazoa, Chordata, Mammalia, Rodentia, Sciuridae. The record is from RefSeq and is a predicted model, not a curated record. Gene Ontology annotation, molecular function: RNA polymerase II cis-regulatory region sequence-specific DNA binding; DNA-binding transcription factor activity, RNA polymerase II-specific.